GGGCAACCCUUUCAGCUACUCCGCAGCGAGAGUGACUUUCCUGCGGUUAGAAGGCCCGGCCCCGCGCGGAAGGCCCCGAGGGAGCGCGCCCCGAAAGUAUUGGGCCCCUCGAGGAUUUUUCUUGUAGGCAAUCUAAAGGAUAGGUAGGGAAGGGAAGGCGUUUAGUACAGAGGGUUAAAACACUUCAGGGCUCUUAGGGUGCUGGUGGACCUGGGGGGAGGGAACUGGGACAGCCAGCUGAGUGCCUAAGCCUUCCCCACCUCCAGAUCCGAGACAAGGUCGUUCAUUUGCAUGAUGGAAAUGAGGUCUUUGUACCGAGCUCCGGACUGGCCCAUUUUAAGGCCCUGUCCCAUAUAAGCAGCUCCCAAAGACUGGGGGCCACCACAUGACUCCCUCUGGGGACAUUUAUGUUUCCCAAAUCCAGAGAAUCGGAAUUGGGUAGACAUCUUCAUUUGCCACACCCCAGCCAGAGUUGGAAGUGGGGUGGGGGAAGGUGCCUAUGACCCAAAGAGCUGGGGCUGGGGUGGGGGGGGGGAUUUGUAGCUGAGAGGAAGGAGGAAGCCUGGACAACGUCUCAGCCUCCCCUCCCCUCCCCUCCACAUGCAAACAGGCACAUAGCCCUCCCUGAGGUAGGUGGUGGAGGAGAAUUUUCCUCCUGAGCUGAGCACAACUGAGACACUUCCCUGGGAGCUGGAACGUGUGUCCGUCCGCAGGGCUGCAGAUUCCCAGCACAGAAAACUACAGUUACAAAUCCUGCCUGUGGGCUUUCUGAGCGAUCCCUGUGUUGUGCACUCAAGAACGGGUGCACCCAAUUCAUAUCCACCUCUCCAUACACGUGCUUCCUCGCUGAGGCAGGAGGGGCACCCCAGAGGGGCAGACGGCGGUGCCUGCCGUGUAUUUACAUAUUCCCCCCUUGGAGACAGACAGACAGACGCGGCAGUGGAUGGAACCACAGACAGAUUCGUAGAGAUCUGGCUCCAGAAACCAGGCGGCCUCUGGCCCAGCUCUGCCUGCCUGCUCUUUCUCCCAAACAAACGGAUCAGAGGAAUAAACGCUCAUAAAUACCUCUGGGCUUAGAUAAGAGCGAUGAGGCGCUAUUUCCUUUCAUGCUGGACUACAGGCGCCCAGGCCCUGCCUUUGCGGCUCCAUCUCGUGACCACAGGCAACCUGCAGAGGUGAGGUUAAUUUGGGGCUGUGACUCUAAGGAUAAGGCGAUUAUUUUCCUGCUUCUAUCACAGGGGAAUCUUACUUUGUGCAGACUCCACAGGCAAGCCCAUACAGUCCCCGGAUGGAGACUCUGUGGCCGGGGAGGGCCAGGGAUGUCUGAAGCCCAAGGCCCAGCCUCAGUGGCAGGGAGGGGGGCGGUGCACACACAGGCACUGCCCCACCCUGCUCACCUUGCCCAAACGCUCCUCACGCUCCUGUGGGAAUGGGCCCAGUCACAGUUAGAUUGGAGCAUUUAUGAUUCCCCAUCGUUAGGAGGCUUGAGUUUACUUUUCUUAAAAGAUUUAACGACUGUUUCAUCUUAAAAGAUGAAAAGACUGUAGAGUCUGGCUGGGAAGGGAUGGCCCCUCGGCCAUGAAGGGGCAGCCCAGAAGUUAUCCCGAGUUCAGGAAGCCUUGUAGGCCACUGUGCAGCCAGCCAAGUUCCCACCCUUAGUCACCAGCCCCAGUCCCUACCACUUUCCCGUGUGUCUUUCACCAUCUGUCGUGGGCAGAGCUGGCCCACAGAAAGAAGCCCAAAGGGCAAAGGAGAGAGGAGGCUCAGCCUGUCCCCUUCAUCAGAUUUUGCCCCACACCCAGGCCCAUUCCCAGCUCAGGUCCCAGGGUUGUCACUCUUUGCUGCCUGGCCUCCACGUGCACAUCAGAAUGGUGGAAACACAUUGCAGCUCAGUCCUCCAACCUGGCUUCAAUGUUCAUUUUCUUUAGACGAGAGAGCCAGAGACACCCACUCUUGCUCACACUCAAGCUUGGGAGGCAGCAAAGCCGGUGAUACAAAAAAGGGACGGGGGUGGGAGGGGACUGUACAGAUGCUGAGAGAGACAGAGUGGUGAGCAUCUGGAGAGGGGAUUCAGGCUGAUAGUUGUGAGCUGCCUGCUGAGUCCCCAGGAGAACCCCAACACCCCUCCCUCAUCCAACUAAACUAAAAUCGAGUCUCAGGAAAUCAUGCAUUUUUAAAAGAACCCUGCCAGCUUCUGGAGAGACUUAGAAGAGGUGCGAAGUCCUCUCUCUUCCUGAUGUUUCUGAUCACCUCAAGUAUCAGGAGGGUUUGAGGACCCUAAAUUGGAGGAAGAUCAAUUUCUUUCCUAUACCCACUUUCCGAGACAACCUUGAUUCCUGAGAAUCUGUAGCCCAGGAUAUUCUUCUGUCUUUGUGGGUAGGCGCUGGGGGUGAAGGUGGCAGGCAGGAUAGGGAUCAGACACACCUAGGCUGGGGGAAUGCCCCUCACACCUCCUCUCCUUGUCCCCAAGCGAGGAGAGGGCUAGUCCCUGUCCCCAGUGCCCCUUCCCACGCCGAGAGCGAGCGGGGCACGCUCGAACCAGGUGAGAGAGCUGGGGGAGCAGCAGGCACAGCCCUCGGAGAAGCUCCUAGCCUGGCUGCAGAGCCAGAGGGAGAAGCUUGGGCUCAGACACUCCUCCCAUUUCCCGGCCUUCCGUGUCCCCUGGGCAGCAGGCUGUGACCUUACUCUCAGACCACGAGAGUUGUGGAGAAGCAGAAAUAAUAAUCCGGGACUUGGAGGAGACAGAAUAGACCUAAGAAAUGGGGGGAAAUGGUUUCCCAAACCUGGGAAGGAGACAGUUUCUUCUUCGCCUCUCUCUUUCCGAAAACGAUGCUAGUUAGCAGAGAACUCUUCUCCGCUUCAACCAACACAAAACCCUAGAAAUAAUCCUUCCCCUUUGGUUCUCCCCUAGCCUGAUUAAGAUUCGAGAGAUUCAGGGAUGGGUAGCCACCCUUCCUUUCAGGGAAUGGGGCUCAAGCAACGCAGGGGUUAACUUUUCUGAAAACACAAUUAACUUUUUCCUAUCCUGCGUGGAAAAGGAGGGAUAUAUUUAUUUAAUCACUGGGGGAUGGGGUGGUGUCAAUUCAAAGCUCCCUCCUCCCUCAAAGGCACAGACGCCUUUUUCGCAGAUCCUACGUAGGUGGAACAGGACGGGUCGUGUUGUUGGUUGGGGGUGGGGGGGGGGAAGAAAGGAGAAGGGAAGAAGGAGGGGGAAAAAAGGUUGAUAGGUUUGUGCGCGGGUCCCUCGUGCGGGCUGCGCUCCUCCUGGGUGCUAUUUGACAAUUCCUGCCUCUGCCAUUGGUCAGUGUUGGAUCAGAUGGUUGUAUUUCCUUCUGGCCCUCACUGGCACCUCGCCAUCCCCCCUCAGCUAAAACCCAAUCUCAGAUAUACUACUAAUAGGCGCGGCGCUCGGACUAUAAAACACAACAAAUCAUAAACCCGGCGGAGCAGCAGCGGCCGUGCGCGCCUCCCUCCCAAUGAGUUCCUAUUUCGUGAACUCCACCUUCCCCGUCACUCUGGCCAGCGGGCAGGAGUCCUUCCUGGGCCAGCUACCGCUCUACUCCUCCGGCUAUGCGGACCCGCUGAGACACUACCCCGCGCCCUACGGGCCCGGGCCCGGCCAGGACAAGGGCUUCGCCGCCUCCUCCUAUUACCCGCCAGCGGGCGGCGGCUACGGCCGAGCGGCGCCCUGCGACUACGGCCCGGCACCGGCCUUCUACCGCGAGAAGGAGUCGGCCUGCGCGCUCUCGGGCGCCGACGAGCCGCCCCCCUUCCACCCCGAGCCGCGGAAGUCCGACUGUGCGCAGGACAAGAGCGUGUUUGGCGAGCCAGAGGAGCAGAAGUGCUCCACGCCCGUCUACCCGUGGAUGCAGCGGAUGAAUUCAUGCAACAGUUCCUCCUUUGGGCCCAGCGGCCGACGCGGCCGCCAGACCUACACGCGCUACCAGACCCUGGAGCUGGAGAAGGAGUUCCACUACAACCGCUACCUGACGCGGCGGCGGCGCAUCGAGAUCGCGCACGCCCUGUGUCUGACCGAGCGCCAGAUCAAGAUCUGGUUCCAGAACCGGCGCAUGAAGUGGAAAAAGGAGAGCAAACUGCUCAGCGCAUCUCAGCUCAGUGCGGAGGAGGAGGAAGAAAAACCAGCGGAGUGAAGGCGCUGGAAAGGGAGGGGGGACGCGAAGGGAGAGGCCCGUGGGGAGCUGAGGGCAUCGAGGAGCUCGAGGAGGCUCUGCGGGCGGGCGGGGGAGCCCGGGGACCUGCUCCUCCGCACAAGACAGGCGGGGCCCAGCGCUCUCCUGAACGCCCCCAUCCGCAGAGCUCUCGCUGGGCGUUGGAAGGCCGUGCCGCCUGAGGCCACCCAGCACUCCUCGCGCCCCCUCCAUCCCCGCGGAACCCGCCUCAGCCAGAUCAGGCUCCCCCGCGUGAGAACUAAGGACUGGACUCACUUGAUGUUUCCUGGAAGCAGAGCAAAACACUCUUGUCCGUGUCGCGUCUCAUUUCGUCCAUGUCCCCCGUGCACGGUUCAAUGGCAGCUUCGCAGUCCCCUCAGCGGGGGCCUCGAAGACUCCCUGACCCCAGACCUCUCUCCCACCCCCUCCUGAAAGCCACUGGAAGGAGCACACACUACCUAGAAGUAAGAAGAGGAGCCUGAGAAGAAAACAAAGUUCUAUUUUAUUAAUUUUCUAUGUGUUGUGUUUGUAGUCUUCUUGUCUUAGCUCUGGACGUGAAAUACUGCGGUAAUAAUAUUAAUAUUAUUAAUAAUGAUGAUGAUGAUGAUAAUAAAGAUGUAAAAACUC
This is a messenger RNA of Phyllostomus hastatus (greater spear-nosed bat), 4796 nucleotides long. RefSeq names its product homeobox B6 (gene HOXB6). Gene Ontology annotation, molecular function: DNA-binding transcription factor activity, RNA polymerase II-specific; RNA polymerase II cis-regulatory region sequence-specific DNA binding. Lineage: Eukaryota; Metazoa; Chordata; Mammalia; Chiroptera; Phyllostomidae. Gene Ontology annotation, cellular component: nucleus. The record is from RefSeq and is a predicted model, not a curated record. The transcript has 2 exons. The coding region runs from base 3477 to 4151 and encodes 224 amino acids. Gene Ontology annotation, biological process: anterior/posterior pattern specification; regulation of transcription by RNA polymerase II.